Molecule: messenger RNA, 1862 nt
Organism: Teleopsis dalmanni
Lineage: Eukaryota; Metazoa; Arthropoda; Insecta; Diptera; Diopsidae
Gene: SerRS
Product: serine--tRNA ligase, cytoplasmic
Exons: 1
Coding region: 163-1650 (495 amino acids)
Biological process (GO): seryl-tRNA aminoacylation
Cellular component (GO): cytosol
Molecular function (GO): ATP binding; serine-tRNA ligase activity; tRNA binding
Source: RefSeq, a predicted model, not a curated record
ACGCGGCCGACUUCGUUACUACGAAUGACACAAAAACAAACGUCAACAUUUUGUUUCGUUGGUCAGCCACGUUGUUGUGAAUCACGGCUGUGUUCGUAAUAUAAUUAACCGAGAACUGAGAACUAAGAACUAAGUGAACUAAGUAUAUUGAAUUAUUUCAUCAUGGUGCUCGAUUUGGAUUUGUUUCGCAGUGACAAAGGAGGGAAUCCAGAGGCGGUCAAGGAAAACCAGAAAAAACGCUUUAAAGAUGUGGCCUUAGUUGAGACAGUCAUCAAUGAAGAUACAGAGUGGCGACAAAGACGACACCGUGCCGAUAAUUUGAACAAAGUCAAAAAUGUGUGCAGUAAGGAAAUAGGUGAAAAAAUGAAAAAGAAAGAGGCAGUGGGUGAUGUAUCCGAUGCUGUGCCAGACGAGAUACAAAAGGAUUUGACCCAAUUAACUGCAGAUAUAUUGCGUCAACUCACUGUUAAUCAAAUUAAAAAAGUACGCGUACUUAUUGAUGAGGCAAUGGUGGAAAACGAGCGCCUAUUGCAAGAAGCUGAACAAAAACGAAAUACAGCAUUACGCGAAGUUGGCAAUCAUCUGCAUGAAUCAGUACCAGUAUCGAACGACGAGGAUGAAAAUCGCGUGGAACGCACUUAUGGCAAUUGCGAAAGUAAAGCCAAAUAUUCGCAUGUUGAUCUCAUUGUCAUGAUUGAUGGUAUGAACGGUGAAAAAGGUGCCGUAGUGUCGGGUGGACGAGGUUAUUUUCUAACUGGUGCAGCAGUCUUUCUAGAGCAAGCGUUGAUACAGCAUGCUUUGCAUUUAUUACACGAGCGUGACUACACUCCCCUCUACACACCAUUCUUCAUGCGUAAAGAAGUAAUGCAGGAAGUCGCCCAACUUUCACAAUUCGACGAAGAGCUUUAUAAAGUUGUUGGCAAAGGUAGUGAACGUGCUGACGAGGGCGGAGUAGAUGAAAAAUAUCUCAUUGCUACCUCAGAACAACCAAUUGCUGCCUAUCAUAGAAACGAAUGGUUGCCAGAGGCUUCAUUACCGAUUAAGUAUGCCGGUUUGUCAACAUGCUUCAGACAAGAAGUUGGUUCUCACGGCCGUGACACACGUGGUAUUUUCCGUGUGCAUCAAUUUGAAAAGGUGGAACAAUUUGUACUUACCUCACCUCAUGAUAAUAAAUCGUGGGAAAUGAUGGACGAAAUGAUUGCAAAUGCAGAAAACUUCUGUCAGUCACUUGGUAUACCAUAUCGCAUUGUUAAUAUCGUUUCAGGAGCACUAAAUCAUGCUGCCUCUAAGAAAUUAGAUUUGGAGGCUUGGUUCAGUGGCAGUGGCGCAUUUAGAGAAUUGGUCUCAUGCUCAAAUUGUCUAGACUACCAAGCGCGUCGUUUGCUUGUGCGUUAUGGGCAAACAAAGAAAAUGAAUGCCGCGGUCGACUACGUUCAUAUGUUGAACGCAACUAUGUGCGCAACAACGCGCGUAAUAUGCGCCAUACUGGAGACACACCAAACAGAAACCGGUAUCAAAGUGCCAGAACCACUCAAAAAGUAUAUGCCCAAGAAGUAUCAAGAGGAGAUUCCGUUCGUAAAACCAGCACCAAUAGACGUCGAAACAGUUCCAAACAAAAAGAAUCCCAAUAAAAAGGAUGCAGCUGCUUAAUGGAGGGAUUUUAAAACUAUAAAGCGCACGCAUGGGUGCAACUGCUGUUAGUUUUGUAUUGCUAUUGGCAGUCUUCAAAUCAACUGGACAUUUUCUGAAGGAAAAUUCAAAUUUAAUUUAAAUAAUUAUUUAAAAUUUAAGUUUUUCUUUUUUAUUUUCGUAUUAAUGCAUUUAUUUAUCUGCUUUUUUUAAUUUAAAUUAAAAGUAAUGCU